AUAUAGUAUAAAAUAUAUAUUACAGUUUCAUGUCUAUCAAUAAUCAACACUGUUAUAACUCAAAUGAGUACUUGCAUCUCAACGGGAGCGUUACAUCUGCCAUUAUCUCCCCCAUACUUAAACGGCCUAUAUCAACCUAAAUAACAAUACACAUACGUCACUAUGCACUAAGGGGAUUACAAAAUACACAAUAAAUCGAAAAAUGACCUAACUCAAAACAUCAAGAAACAUACUUACGCUGUUUUAGCGCUGUGCCGUUCUGAGCGCGCAUCGCUCCCCUGAACAUUUCACGCAAGCGAGCGUCACUCCGCCAGUAGGGCCCGUGCUGAGCGGACGUCGACGCGUUAUAGGUUCGCCGCGUUCGUCGUUCGUCAUUCGAAUUUUGAAUUUAGAACUUUCAUUAAAUUUAAAUAAGUGUUUUAAUUUUUUUUAUACCAAGUGCGUUAGUGCCGUUUGGAUUGGGAAUUUCUCGGACGUUAUAGUGUAUGGACCUAUGUUUUGAUCUAUAACAAUGAUGGGUGUCAGUUGUAUGAGCGUGCGGCAGGCUAGGGGCGCUUGCCACUGCCCCGCGUGCCCUAGGGCUUCGCAUUUGCCCCCGCAGACGUUGGUGCUGCCCCCGAUGGCUUUGGAGCCCGAAACCACCCCCGUUAAGGACAAAAAGGGGGGCAAGAUGAAGGUGCUUAAGAAAAUUAAGAAGAAGAUUGGAUUAGCGCCCCGCACCUCCUGCACCGGCGGCGCCCCCAACAAUCUGCCCCCGCUGGGCUUCCACAGCGUCCACGGGGAGAAUAUCAGGAUAUCCAGGGACGGUUCCGUGGCAAGAAGAGUCGAGAGCUUCUGCAAGGGCGUCGCGUUCAGCGCGAGACCGGUCAGGGUUAAUGAGAAGGUCUGCCUUCGCUUCGUCGAGAUCUCCAACAGCUGGAGUGGCGUCAUCCGCUUCGGCUUCACCACCCACGACCCCACGACCCUGUCCCACUCGCUCCCCAAAUACGCCUGCCCCGAUCUCACCAACAAACCCGGUAACUGGGCCAAAGCUUUAGGCGAGAGGUUCUGCGAAAAGGACAACAUCUUAUACUACUACGUGAACUCCGCCGGAGAUGUCCACUUCGGCGUCAACGGAGAGGAUAAAGGACUCUUUUUCACAGGAGUAGAUACUCGCUCGCCGCUCUGGGCGCUUGUAGAUGUAUACGGGAACUGUACAGCAGUUCAAUUCGCCGAUCCGAGAGUCCCGAAUCAAGUUAGAAGACCGAAUCAAAGUCCUGUAGAAGAAGACAGGCUUAUAUCUGGAAUGCGAUCGCUGUCUGUCGAAGAGCCACUCCCGCAGCCUAGAUACCAGAAUCCAUUAGUGCCUCUAAGCCUACACAGGACUAAAGGGAGGAACGUGCAGUUUAUUAACGAUAGAGGAGUCGCAGCCAGGAUUGAGGCUGAGUUCUGCCAAGGAUACGUGUUCACUGCGCGUCCUAUGCGUCCAGGGCAAACGAUCGUAGUCCAAAUCCUCUCUACUGAAACUGCCUACGCCGGCAGCUUGGCUAUCGGUCUGACCUCCUGCGACCCAGCGACGUUAAGACCUUGCGACCUGCCUGAUGAUGCUGAACAGCUCCUAGACCGACCAGAGUAUUGGGUCGUGCGUAGAGACGCCGCCAACGGUUUACGCAGAGGCGAUGAGCUGGCUGUGACUUUAACUUUAGACGGUGAAGUCCGUGUUAGCAGGAAUGGAUCUAAUCCUAUCACAGUCAUGCACGUAGACCACACCUUAAGGUUAUGGGCGUUUGUGGAUAUCUACGGGGCUACGCAGAAAGUUAGGAUGUUGAGUUCGCAGACGGCUCAAACGCCGCCGCAGCAGCUGAGGGUGCUGGCGGGCUCAGCGCAGCCGAUACAGACUGGUGCUGGGGGGACUGUGUUGGUCGUGAGCCUGCCGCCGCAGAAUGGUGCUCAGAAUGCGGCCAAUCAGCAGAUGACAUUGGCCAGCGCGCAUUAUAUCGAGCCAAUCCAGACAUCCCAGCUGUGCCUGAGCAGCCUCCCCCCCAUGUCGCCGCCGGCCUGCUCCCCCGCGCCCCCCUACCCGCGCCGCGCGCCCGACACGUGCUCGGCGACGCAGAACAGCUGCAACGAGCUCGUCAACGUGCAGCCCGAGCGGGUCGAACGACCCUCCACCUCCCGCCAGCCCGCCCACCAUCAACCCAUCUACUCCGUCAUCGGCGAGGGUCAGACCCUCACCGGCACCGAGUGCACGAUAUGCUACGAGAACCCUAUAGACUCUGUCCUGUACAUGUGCGGACAUAUGUGCAUGUGCUAUAGGUGCGCGGUUCAACAGUGGAGGGGCAAAGGCGGCGGUCAGUGUCCGCUCUGUAGAGCACAGAUCAAAGAUGUAAUUCGUACGUAUAAGUCUUGAUUUAAUUCUAUUUUUAGGGCGUACGGUGUUGCCAGAUGAAAUUUAAAAAAUGUUAUUGUUGAUUUGAACUGGCGAUACUGAUUAGUUAUUGUAUUUAUUAAGCCUGGUCACAGUCGUUCGGAAUUUUCCGUACGGAAUGACAUAUGCAAGCGAGACAGCGCUAUGCAUUUCAUUCAUUCCGUACGGAAACAGAAUGAAAAUUCCGAACGUCUGCGGCCAGGGUUCGGUUUAGAGAUUGCCAAAUAUCACUUGACGUUAUUUAUUUUGACAUUUGCACUUGGCUGCUCGAACUUAUCUUUUAUCUUUCGUGAAAGGUUGCCUUUUCAAAUGUCAAAAGAAACAAAAAUUAAAUGUCAAGGAUAAGUUCGAGCUGUCAAAUUAAGUUAAGGCACUGACACUUAGUUUAGUAUAUGACGUGACAUUGAUAUGAGCACCUUAUUUCGUCCACUUAAAGAAAUUUUACAUUUCUCCAAAACAUUGAAAGUUUUCGAAAUUUUGGAGUUUUGUUGUACACUAUUUGGACAUAUGAUAUAUGACAAAAACUAUUUAUAAUAAUGGAAAACCUAAUAUAUAACCUAAAAUAUGUAACUAUUGGUAUAUUAGUUGCUUUAAGGUCAAAAUUAUUAUUUCGAAUUGAUGGUAACUGUUUUAUGACUAUGGAAAAAUGGAUACUGGCAGUUUAGAAAAAUAUUCUGUCAGUAUUUUUUUACUACCAACAGUCUUUUUUCAAUGCUGGCAACUUAAAAACCCAACUGUCAGGUUGAAGGAAUUAGAUGCAGUGUUCCAAUAUGAACUUGCUUGUAUUUAAAAAAGUUUCAGUUGUCGAUUUGUAAAAAUAUUUGUUUACUGACUGUCAAAGGUAGACUUUUACAAAAGGAACUUGGAUGUAGCUAAUUUAAUUGAAAUGAAUUUUUGGUAGUGUAAUGUAUGGAAUUCACAUGUAAUACUAUAUGAAAUCAAUAUAACAAGGUAUAAAAUAAAUAGAACAGUAAUUUCAACAUGAUAAUCAAGUUUUGAAAAUAAAAUAGAAAAUUAUUAUAAAUGCACAAAUUGUUAUAUUAGACUAGUUAUACAACUACAUACAAAAUUGAUUUAUAUGCAAUUUGUAUAUAGUAUUAUAUGUGAAUGAUAUAAAUAUGUAUAUGAAAGCGGUAGUAACGGCUAGGUAUUAAAAUAAGCAGAUAGGGUUCCUAGCUUACUUUAUUCACCGUCUAUGCGUAUACCGGAACGUACCAUAAACAUUGAAAAAAAAGCUACAAAAUAUGUGGCAACACUUUUGGUAAAAAAUAUUGUAUACUAUAUAAUGUUGCCACGUCAAAAAAAAAUUAAUCAAAUCUGUUAAGUAACGCAAUAGAAUUUUGAAUUGAAUAAUUAGUUGAUUUGAUGAAUAAGAUGUCAAUUCGCGAUCUUCCAUAGACUAUACCUUCUACAAUUUUUUUUUGUUUAUGGUCCGUUUCGAUGCACGCACAGAAAUCAUGGCUACGAAAAUACGUACGUCCAUAUUGAUUAUAAUUAUAAAUUGAUGAUAGAUGAUAAUCGCAUUUAAUGAUUUUAUGAUCAUAUCAUUGUUUCUACGUGUUACCGAGGUCGUUCUCCUACAUUUACUACAGUACAAUAUUUUCAGUAUCCAGACGGGAUGAUCAAAUCGACCGAUUUGAUCAGAAAUGAAAUUGGCGUCAAUCUCCAAUUUAAUCACCAAUUUAAGAUUUAUGGUGAUAUUAGAGCCCUCCAAAUUAAAAAAAUGCCCCAGAACGAAAAUACUGGUGUCACAAAUUGGUAUUCUUGCGUCCGCACGUCCUGAUUCGAUCGGGCAAUUUAAUCAGAUUGGCGACAAAUGGACUAGUCUGGAUACGCCUUUACAUUAGUGAAUGUUGGGCUAUGGCCUAUGGGUAGGGAGUUCCUAUUUACGGUUUUUUGGUAAAUUUUCUCUCUGGUCGCUCGAUUAAUGCUUCAAAAUGACAUUUCUAAAGUAAAGACGAAGACUAACUUUGUUAGUAAAGGCUGCAAAUUUUACUGAUCGUGAUGUUAGUUUACGUCAAAAUGACAUUUGAAGUGACCAAGCGCCAUGACAGAAAAGCGGAGUUGCCAGUAGAUAAAAAGCUACCGAGCAUUAUUGCCAGUGCUAAACUGCCCGGGAAAAUUUACCCAAAAACCGUUUUCUUCGAGACAAUAGUUAACCAGUAAGCUUUAAAAAAUCUCUAUUGGUACCAUUCCUUUCUUGCUCAAAUAAUUUUCUUCAUGGCAAUACUGAGUUGACAUAUCUAGACUUUGACAUAUCUAUCCUUUUGAAUUUGUACAUAUAAUUAAUAAUCAUUCCUUAGUGUGAUUGUAUUCAGAGGUACAUUGGACUGGAAUCUUAAAAAAAUGCAAUCUUUGAGUAGAAUUACACUUAAUUUUUAGAUUACCAUUAAUUUUGUGUAGACCAAACUUUGCAGCCAGUUUUAUAUUUGUUUUAAUUUGUAUGCUUAAUUUAUUUAAUUAAUGUUUUAAUAAUAAUAAUCAGUGGAUUUCUUAGUUUACGGAGACUGAAUAUGAUAGUUUCUCAAUACAAAUCUCUUUGAGUUGGCGGCAGUUUACUGUAAAAAAAACAACAGGUUGCACUCCGAGAGUGCCGGCAGAAGUGAAAUCUCAAUGACAUUGUAACAGUUUUUCGAUCAGGUCACGCGUCCGUCUUACGUCUUACGAAUCUUACGGUCACGUGACCUGUCGCGAGUUUAACAUUUUUUCCCCAUCACAAAAAGUGCACAGCGCCGCUAAAGAAGUUUUCGCUUCAAUAAGUAAACACAAAACACUUGUAAUACCUAUGAAGCUAGCGUCCAUAAGCUUCGACGAUCCCUUAACUGCUAGGAAGACAGUGAUAAAAAGUAAGUAUUUAGCACAAAAAGUACUGCCGCCGCCUCAGAUAUUUUUGUAUGGCAAUACUAUAUUAAGACUACUGAUUCUACAUACCAAAACAGUGUGACCAGUUUUCGACUACAAUAUCACAGUUUCAAGCCAAAUCUUUGUAUAAGUUAG
Molecule: messenger RNA, 5404 nt
Organism: Cydia splendana
Lineage: Eukaryota; Metazoa; Arthropoda; Insecta; Lepidoptera; Tortricidae
Gene: neur
Product: protein neuralized
Exons: 4
Coding region: 512-2389 (625 amino acids)
Molecular function (GO): ubiquitin protein ligase activity
Source: RefSeq, a predicted model, not a curated record